AUGUAUUAGACAAGUUAGCUAAUUAACCGUAGACCCAACAUGAGAUAGUUAACUGGUAGGGCUCGUGACAUCUAAGAUGAUGACGACGAUGAUCCUGGCAUCUCUAGUUUUGCAAGAAGCAAAGUCGAUGAUGAUGAUGAAAAAUUCAAAAAUCAAAACACAGAUCCUGAUUUUCUUGACAGUCUAUUGAAAAAGAAGAGUAGAAAUGAUUCCAAAAUAGAUAAAUCCAACAAUAGCUCGAUUAUACCUAGUACACCUCCUCCUCAAAGUACAAGUAAAAAGGGCGAUCAAGAAAUAUCAAACACAGAUCCGAAGAAAGGAUAAACAUAAACACAGAAUAAUACAGGAAACAAGGACACACCCCAAUAACAAUAACAAUAAAAGUAAUCAUAAUAAACUCCUGCAAAACCUAACACUACUCAGCCAUUUCAAACUCCAGAUCCAAAAUAACCAUAAUCCUAAUAGAAGACUCCUGCAUAAUAACAAUCUCAAACUAAAACACCCCAAGCACAACCUCAACCAUCUUAGUAAUCAUAAACCCCGCAAUAAACAAAGACUCCUUAAUAAACUAAGACACCUCAAUAAUAACCCUCCUAAUCACAAACCCCUGUUACUAAUAAGACAUAAUAGAACCAAAAAUAAACUCCUACUCCUGCACCAAAGGAUAUCGUUGAUCCUGCAAAAUCAAUUUCAAACAAACCUUCUGCUUCAAAAGAAGAUCAAAAGAAUUAAUAACCCCCUAAAUUGGAAGAGCCAAGUAAGGUUGAAUAACCAGCCAAAGUAGAGUAACCUAAAAAGAAUGAAUAGCCUUCUAAAAAUGAUUAAUCCAACAGCAAAGGAAAUUAACAACAAUAACCUCAAUAAAAUAGAAUUGAUUAAGAUGACCAAGAGUAAGAAAAAGGACCAUAAGUUGCAGAAAACAGACCCAGUUUUGUAAGGAGAGGAAAGAAUACUUAGGUUGUCAAAGACAUUGCUAAGAAUAUCAAAACUAUGCCAGAUGAUAAGAUUCUAGCUUUGGAGCCCAAGAACAAUAUAGAAGUAAGCAAGAAGUUGUCAUUGAAAUUUGCACCAUAAAAAGAAUAUACAGAUCCAACAUUUCCUCCUAAUGAUUUGUAAGUGUUUCAAGUAUUUGGACAUGGCUAAGUCGAUUUCAAGAGGUACAAUCUUGGAAGAGAAUAAGAUACUCAUCAAGUAGUUGAUCCAAAUGAUAUACUGCCUGGAUAAUAAUCAGGUACUCUGAUGCAAGUAUUGGCUGCAAUUGCUGAAAAACCAUAAUUAAUAACUAGAAUUUUGGAAGAUCAAGUUAUUAAUGAAUUUGGAUUUUAUUAUGCUCGAUUAUGUAUAGGAGGAGUGUGGAAAUAUAUCUUAGUUGAUGACUUGCUCGGUUACUUUAAAGGAGAACCAGUUGGAGCAAGGACUACCAUUGAUAAUAAUAAAUUAAAAUCAUUACAAAAAUCCAAUCCUGGUUAUUAAUCAGAAAUAUGGCCCUUCAUUAUUGAAAAGGCAUUUGCAAAGGAAUAUGGAAGUUAUGAAGAUGCAUUUAAAAUUGCUACAGUGGCUGAUUUUCUUUAGGAAACUACAGGAGCACCUACUACUGUUGAAUAAAUAAAUGAAAAUGUUUUGAAAUCUUUGACUUCGAAUGAUGUCGCUUUGGUACACAUGCCUGAUGGAAUUUUUACAUUUUUGAAUUAAGAUGGCAAGGAUGUUACUUUACGUAAUCCUUGGGGUUGGAUAAGUAAUCAACCAAGUACAGCGUAACCAGAAGGGGAAUUCAAAGUACCCCUUAAGAGCAUUGCAGGUAAAUAAAUAACAAUUGCUAAAUGUGUGCCUAACAAUUACCAUAUCAGUUAUAAUUUGAAAACAAAUAAUGAUGCUUAUUCAUCCUUUUAUGUGGAAGUUCGUCAAGAUACUGUUGCCACAUUCAGGUUACAUUAAAGAGAUGAAAGAUAUUUUAGAAAUAACAUAUCUAAAAAAUAUGAUUAUUGUUAUGCUAGAUUAUUGAUUUUUGAUGGAUAACAAUAAUUGAUUGCUUAGGAUUACGGGCAAUUCAAAACAUUAAAUGUCAAUGUUGAAUUAUAAAAGGGCAAGUAUACUUUGGUAAUCCUUUUGGAUUUCUUAAAUGAAUAAUUAUACGAUAGCACAUUAACCUUUUAUGGAACUUAAUCAAUUGAAAUCAGCAGGAUUAAUUAUAGAGCAUAACCUAAUCUAUUGGCUUAAUUGUAUACUUAAGAGGCAAUUAGCAAAGGUUAAAGAAAAUAGAAUGGAUAAGUUGAGGAAUUUACUUUCGUUUCAGAUAACAAAUUGACUGUUUUGGCUUGGAAGUUUAAUGGCACUUAACCAAAUAAAUGGAGUAAAGACUUAAGCAAACAGCCAAAUAGAAAUAAUAUGAAACCAAUUACUUUUGUAAAUGCAGCAGACACCUAAUAAUUGAAAGUACUCACAACUGAGUAGAUAAAACAGUUGAAAUUGAGUAGCUGGUAGAAUGUACCUUCAUUCAAUAUUGAAUUCACUUAAUAAAACAACACUUAUGCAGUUGUAUUCAAGUGA
Molecule: messenger RNA, 2547 nt
Organism: Paramecium tetraurelia
Lineage: Eukaryota; Ciliophora; Oligohymenophorea; Peniculida; Parameciidae
Exons: 3
Biological process (GO): proteolysis
Cellular component (GO): cytoplasm
Molecular function (GO): calcium-dependent cysteine-type endopeptidase activity
Source: RefSeq, a predicted model, not a curated record